GGGGGAAUUCACAUGGAAACAAUUUAUAAACCUGUUUUCCCAUAGACACAUUUCUCCUCAUCUCACCCUGACUCAAACAAGUAUCUGCAUCGCCCGACUCCGAAGGAAAGGUGUGGUUUAUCUCGUCAUCUCAUAAUAAAACAGAGCAGAUGUUUUCGUUCUUCAUGAACGCAUUUGUCGUUAUUCUGAGCUAAUAAUAAUAAUAAUAAUAAUAAACAAUACAGGGCAAUUCGUUCGUGCUUUACGCCUCCGGCACCAUACGUGGAGGGGGAGGGAGGAGCGACAGGGGGGCAGAGUUCGACACUGAAGCGCUUCGCUCCCGAAGUGUCGACUUCUUCUGCGGCCUCGCCGGUUCAGACGCCGCGACAAGUCAUGGCACUGCGAACACUCGGGAAAGAAGAAACCCUCGCAAUGAGGAGCAGAUUGAUCGGACAGUCGUGCAGACUCUUUUAUUCAGACGACCCCGUGAAAAUAGUGAGAGCACGAGGACAGUAUCUGUACGAUGAGAACAACCAGCGCUAUCUGGACUGCAUCAGUAACGUCCACCAUGUGGGUCAUUGUCACCCCAGCAUCACAAAGGCUGCAGCUGCACAAAUGGACCUCCUGAACACUAAUACACGAUUCCUGCACGACAACAUAGUCGUGUAUGCGGAGCGGCUGGCUGCCGCCCUGCCCGAGAAGCUGGGUGUCUUCUACUUUGUGAACUCAGGUUCAGAGGCCAAUGAUCUUGCCCUACGCCUGGCACAGCAGUACACCCAGCACAAGGAUGUCAUUGUGCUUGACCAUGCAUACCACGGGCAUCUAAUGUCCCUCAUCGACAUUAGUCCUUACAAGUUCCGGAAACUGGCAGGCCAGAAAGACUGGGUGCACGUGGCGCCCUUACCAGACACCUACAGAGGCAAAUAUAGAGAGGAUCACCCCAACCCAGGCCAAGCAUAUGCUGAUACAGUGAAAGACCUAAUAGGGGAGGUGCACAUGAAAGGCCGUAAGAUCUGUGCCUUCUUUGCUGAAUCAUUGCCAAGUGUUGGAGGACAAAUUGUCUUGCCCCGAGGAUACUCCGCUAAAGUUGCAGAAUAUGUGCGCUCAGCUGGUGGAGUGUUUGUGGCAGACGAGGUGCAGACAGGUUUCGGACGUGUGGGAAGUCACUUCUGGGGUUUCCAGCUGCAGGGAGAGGACUUCUGUCCCGACAUUGUGACGCUGGGCAAACCGAUGGGCAAUGGGCAUCCCUUGGCAUGUGUGGCAACCACUGCGGAGAUAGCUGGAGCUUUCACAGCCAAUAGUGUGGAGUAUUUCAACACGUUUGGAGGGAAUCCAGUGUCUUGUGCAAUUGGCUUGGCAGUCCUCGAUGUGAUAGAGGAGGAGGACCUGAGGGGGAAUGCCACAAGAGUGGGAGCACACCUUAAAGUUCUGCUCACAGAGCUACAAACACGCCAUGAAAUAAUUGGGGAUGUCAGAGGUGUUGGACUGUUUUUGGGAAUAGAGCUGGUUACAGACAGAGAGAAGAGGACUCCUGCCACACAAACAGCAGCACUGGUGGCAAAGAGGUUGAAAGAGGAAGACUGCAUCUGCAUUAGUACAGACGGCCCCUGGGAAAGUGUCUUGAAGUUUAAACCUCCCAUGUGCUUCAGUAUGGAAGAUGCUGAAUUGGUUGUGCAGUGUAUUGACCGCAUCCUCACAGACAUCAAGGCCAAGGACCUUAAACUGGAAAAGGAAGACGUCUAAGGUUUUCAGCGCCAAUUUAUGGUACAUCAGUUGAAUGAGGAGAUGGUCACCUUUCUGACGGAACCCAGCCAAUUGGAGGUAGUCAUCUUCAAAGUGAUGCAAGCUGUGGCACGUCAUUACCAACUGGCAGACUUUCAAUAAAGAUGCUGGUAUUACAACUAAUGAAAUGUUUUUAAAUUUAAAAAAAAUAAACAGUUAACACUUUAA
Molecule: messenger RNA, 1929 nt
Organism: Scophthalmus maximus (turbot)
Lineage: Eukaryota; Metazoa; Chordata; Actinopteri; Pleuronectiformes; Scophthalmidae
Gene: phykpl
Product: 5-phosphohydroxy-L-lysine phospho-lyase
Exons: 13
Coding region: 373-1722 (449 amino acids)
Cellular component (GO): mitochondrion
Molecular function (GO): pyridoxal phosphate binding; transaminase activity
Source: RefSeq, a predicted model, not a curated record